AUGCAAAGGGAUCAGCAGGAACCAUUCUUACGUCCUACCUGCUGGAACCAUUCUUACGUCCUACCUUCUGGUACCAUUCUUACGUCCUACCUGCUGGUACCAUUCUUACGUCCUACCUGCAGUGACAACAAACAUACACGCAAGCUUACACGAGGACCUCACCCAGACUCACCCACAGCAUCCUCCUCACCAAUAAAACAAAACAACAAGACUGCCACUAGCUACAACAAAUUUAUUAAACCAAUACGCAUAGCCACCAUUAACUUCCAAUCCAUUUCAAACAAAAAACCUUACCUCGACCAGAUUAUACACUCACUCAAACCAGACAUCAUAAUAGAAACAGAAACAUGGCUGAAUAACACAAUCUCUUCAUAUGAAUACUUCCCAGUCACUGAGUACACUGUCUACCGAAAAGACCACAACCCAAAUAAAAAUGGCCAAAGCCACGGAGGUGUACUACUUGCAAUCACAAACAAAUACAAUACAGAACAGAUUAAAGAAUUAGAAACAGACAACGAAUCAAUUUUCAACUUACCACACAUAGACUGGCAAAACAACACAACCAUACCAGGCAAACAAGAACAAAAACUGCACCAGCACCUUCUGGACAUCAUAGACAACAACUCCCUCACACAAAUAACGACAAAGUCCACCAGAGGAAACCACAUUCUCGACCUGGCACUUACAAACAGACCAUCAAUCAUUAACAAGACUGAAACCACACCACCUUUAGGCAAAUCUGACCAUGACACAGUCUACACUGAAAUUGACGUUCGACUGAAAAGAACAAGAAGAGAACCCAGAAACAUAUACCUCUACAACAAAGCUAACUGGAACAACAUACGAAACGACCUCACUCUUCUAAACACAAAACUUAACAAACAACCUAACCAAACCGCAGACAAUCUUUGGGACAUGUUCAAAACAACACUUACUAACUCAGUCACCAAAAAUAUCCCACAAAAACACAUCACAUACAAAUCCAAACUCCCUUGGAUAACACAUUCUCUCCUUCGACUCAUGAGAAAAUGUAAACAAUUACACACGAAAACCAAAACAAGACAUGAACUUAUACAGAAAUACAAAUCAGCAAAAUCAGAACUACAAACACAAACACGCAACGCAUAUCUUAGCUACAAAGAAAAAGCGAUAAAAGACCUACCAAUAGACGAACCCAGCACACCAUCGCCUAGCAAAAAAUUCAAUUCCAAAAAACUAUUCCCCUACAUAAAAACCACAAGAAAAGAAAACACUGACAUAACCACAUUACGUAAAGACGGACAACUAAAAACUGACACUACAUGCAAGGCAAACAUACUAAACGAACAAUUUGAAUCUGCCUUCGGCACAGAACAGGACUGCCCAAUACCAGACAAAGGACCUUCCCCUCACCCUCUCAUGCCAGAAAUACACAUUACAGAACAAGGCAUCUAUAGACUACUCAACAACAUCAACCCACAUAAAGCAACAUACUUAAAGAAUUCAGUGACAUCAUAG
This is a messenger RNA of Mizuhopecten yessoensis (Yesso scallop), 1497 nucleotides long. RefSeq lists its product as uncharacterized. The transcript has 2 exons. The record is from RefSeq and is a predicted model, not a curated record. The coding region runs from base 1 to 1497 and encodes 498 amino acids. Lineage: Eukaryota; Metazoa; Mollusca; Bivalvia; Pectinida; Pectinidae. Gene Ontology annotation, molecular function: catalytic activity.